AUGGAGUGGAACACUAAGGAGUACAAGCUCCACUGCGUCCAGCGCCCGGGCUCCCCUGGUUCCCCCGACGCCUCGCCACCCAGCGGCGAUUCUAGGAACCGACCCACUGACGUAAACAGUUAUGCCAGCAAGAAGAGUGCCGCAGAGAGUAUGCUAGACAUCGCGCUACUUAUGGCCAACGCGUCGCAGCUGAAGGCCGUGGUGGAGCAGGGCCAGGACUUCGCCUUCUUCGUGCCCCUGGUGGUCCUUAUCUCCAUCUCUCUUGUGCUGCAGAUUGGAGUGGCCCUGCUGCUUAUCUUCCUGGUCAAGUCUGACCUUAACAACACAGAUGACUCCACCCAGCUGGACUUCCUUAACAACCUGGCCACGGGACUGGUAUUCAUUAUCAUGGUGGUCAACAUCUUCAUUUUGGCCUUUGAGGUCCAGAAGCCUGUAAUGGACAUGGCACCCCAGCAGUAG
Acomys russatus (golden spiny mouse) is the source of this 459-nucleotide messenger RNA. RefSeq names its product ninjurin-1-like. Gene Ontology annotation, biological process: cell adhesion; tissue regeneration. The record is from RefSeq and is a predicted model, not a curated record. Lineage: Eukaryota; Metazoa; Chordata; Mammalia; Rodentia; Muridae. The coding region runs from base 1 to 459 and encodes 152 amino acids. Gene Ontology annotation, cellular component: membrane. The transcript has 3 exons.